Messenger RNA from Lycium barbarum (goji berry), 1962 nucleotides. Its product is annotated as peroxisome biogenesis protein 2-like. The transcript has 6 exons. Gene Ontology annotation, biological process: protein import into peroxisome matrix. Gene Ontology annotation, molecular function: zinc ion binding. Bases 1035 to 1712 code for a protein of 225 amino acids. The record is from RefSeq and is a predicted model, not a curated record. Lineage: Eukaryota; Viridiplantae; Streptophyta; Magnoliopsida; Solanales; Solanaceae. Gene Ontology annotation, cellular component: peroxisomal membrane.
UGGAGUAGGUAAAAUCGAGAAGCUUGAAUAUGAAUAACAAGAUGUGCAUUAAAAUGUAGAUAUCUAAACUCCAUACACGUUCAAAUGUUUAGAUGUUGUGUUAUGAUCUGAAUACUGAAUAAUUAAAAUUAUUAGUUUUCUCAACAUCUAAAUCUAUAAAAUUGUCUUUGUUUAAAAAUUAAUAAAUAUUCAAUAUAAAUAUUUGACUAUGGUGGUGCGAUUGUUGUUGUGAUGUCAAUUGGGAAUGAUAUUGGCUGAUGGUAUUUGUUGUGGGUAGUAGUUAGUAAUUGUGGUGGUUGAUGACAUUGUUUAACGGUGGUGAUAAUUGGGGUUAAAUGAUAGUAAUAGUUAAUGGUGAAGGAUGGUGAUUGGCGAUAUGUAAUAAUGGUUGACGUUGAUUGUCAAUAAAUUUGGUGUUGAGGGUGAUCGUUGUAAAUAAUGGCUAGUGGUAUGAAAAUUGACUGUGGUGAUGACAAUAAUGAUGGUUGUGUUUGAGGGUAGUGGUUGUAGUGAUGUGUGAUGGUAGUUAUAACAUGAGCGAUGUAAAGCGAAUGCAGUAAUGGUGGACUUCUAUUUUCGUAGAAAAUUUUGAAUAAGUAUUUUUAUGAUAUAAAGACUUUAUUAUAGAUCUUACUCAGAUUAUUAAGUGAUUACAAAAUAAAAAUAAAAAACAUACAUAAUGAUUAAAACCUAAGUAAUUAAAAUUAAAUUUUUUAAAAUAAAUAAACUUUAUAUUAAAAUGUGAAUAACUAAAAUUAAGAUCUUCCUUGCAAACAAAUAAGACCCUAAAGUUUAUAAGAGACAAUUUUGUUAGUAUUUUUAUCAGAAAAAACUCGUGAAAAUUGUGGGCAUGAGCCAUUCAUUGAGACUUUGAAUGAAUAGCUCAUCGUUUUCAUAUUUUCAGAGACGAAAAUGCCCUUUCCCCCGGUUAGAAAAAGCAUGUUUGUAAAAAAAAACCCGCGAGAAUUAGUGGGUGCGUGGUCUGAAAGAUUGGCCUCUAGAGUAGCGCCAUUGAAGAUUGUCGUAUUUAGAAGAUGCAUAGAGAAACCCUAGCUUCAUCAUCCAACCCGCCAGAAGAAGAUGCUUGGCGCACUACCUACAAUAAUUUACUUCCUCGAUGGCAGUCACUUGCUUCAUCGAAUCAGUCUGCCAUUCCAAUUUCAAUAUCAAGAGUUAAUCAGGUAGAUGCAGGAAGAUUGGACAUUGAAAUGUCGGCCAUGCUAAAGGAACAGUUGGUUAAGGUCUUCUCUUUGAUGAAGCCAGGAAUGCUAUUUCAAUAUGAGCCAGAACUUGAUGCUUUCUUGGAGUUCCUUAUCUGGCAGUUUUCUAUCUGGGUUGAUAAGCCUACACCGGGUAAUGCUCUAAUGAAUCUGAGGUAUAGAGAUGAACGUGCGGUUGAAGUGAGAGAAAAAGUUCGAAUAGGAUUGGAGGGACCUGGACUUACUGUUGCUCAGAAGAUAUGGUACUGUGUCGCUACUGUUGGUGGUCAAUAUAUGUGGGCUCGUCUUCAAUCAUUUUCUGCUUUCCGGAGGUGGGGCGACUCUGAGCAGAGGUGUGUGGCACGCCGAGCAUGGUUGUUAAUACAACACAUGGAGGGGAUCUAUAAAGCAGCGUCUUUCAGCAGUCUACUUCUCUUUCUUUACACAGGAAGGAGCUCCCUUUUUUUGCUUCCUUGGUCACUCGAACUGACAACCUUCGGGUUGAAGGUAUAGAGCACUUACCAUCUGAACAACUCUCUUGUCUUGAGCAGAGAAUUGCUAGCUAAAUUUACCAGUUGCCGUUACUGUAGCAAAAGUUAAUAGCCGUUGAAGUAUUUGGAGCUACAAAAGUACAUCAUAACGUGUGAUUUCGUGGGGACUUUUAUAGUCCACUAAUCCUUAUCUUUCUCUUUUGGGCCCCCUCUUUUAAUGGGCUUAUAGGUGAAUGAAUUGCAUUGAAGGUAAGACCUCUUUCAGCAUCAUA